AUGGUGAGAAUUAUUGUAGAUCACUCACUUAUUCUUCUUUAUUCACUUUCAGCAUUUGAGGAGAGCAAAUAUAUCAGCAGCGAGGAGCAGAUGCAAAUAUCGGAAUACAUUAAUGUGGACGAUAAAAUUAUUCAGAGAUGGUUUGAAAUCCGCCGAGCACCAACACAGGAGAGCUGGGAACCAGAAGUAAUUUUACCGGAAGCGAUUGCAAUUUUCGAGAAAGAAUUCACUACAAACCCGAAUCCUUGUAGUCACACUUUGGAGGAACUUCGGAUGAAGACUCACGUACAAGUAGAUUCGAUCAACAAAUGGUUCGAUGAACGUCGAUGUGCUGCCGAACAGAAUAUUAAAUCUGAUUCGGAAGGUUCGGAAGCCAGUUUCUCGUUGUGCAGCUCCUGGGGUGAUACUGACAAAGAAUUGAAAGUGGAUUUGAAAAUGGCCUAGAAAUUAUGCACAAAUUCAAAAUUUUAAACUCUGGUCAAUUAAAAUUGUGUAUUUAAAUUUCAAACUUUGUUCCAUUAAAAUUGUGUUUUUAAAUUGCUCAUAACUGUUAACCAUACAUUUUAUAAGCAUUUGUAUCUUAUAAAUAAAUAAAGAGCGUUACCCGGAC
Molecule: messenger RNA, 610 nt
Organism: Caenorhabditis elegans
Lineage: Eukaryota; Metazoa; Nematoda; Chromadorea; Rhabditida; Rhabditidae
Gene: ceh-84
Product: Homeobox domain-containing protein
Exons: 5
Coding region: 1-444 (147 amino acids)
Cellular component (GO): nucleus
Molecular function (GO): DNA binding
Source: RefSeq, marked reviewed